This is a messenger RNA of Metschnikowia bicuspidata var. bicuspidata NRRL YB-4993, 1194 nucleotides long. RefSeq names its product Rab family GTPase (gene YPT1). Bases 404 to 1024 code for a protein of 206 amino acids. NCBI's taxonomy places the organism in Eukaryota, Fungi, Ascomycota, Pichiomycetes, Serinales, Metschnikowiaceae. The record is from RefSeq and is a predicted model, not a curated record. The transcript has a single exon. Gene Ontology annotation, molecular function: GTP binding; GTPase activity.
UGCAAAACAUCCUCACCACUCGCUCCCUUGUCUACACCUUUAGUGUGAACACCUCUCCCCUAUAUAGCUUUGCCCCUCACUAGCGAAAACAGCAAAAACAUCAAUUUUUGCACACAAGGAUUAGCAUCUGAAUUGCCAGCUUCUCUUCUGUCACCCCUCGCAAGUCCGGACAAAAUCACUGAUCUCUAGUUUCGCCACUAUAGCAUCAGUAGCACAUUGCCGCCCUGAGAAUCGCCCCUUAAUCUCAAACCCAAAGUCAAAGCCCCGGACCGCCUUGAUCACAGAUAACCAGUCCACAUAAUCCCAGCGGCUGUCCUUGCUCAAGACCUAGGAUCUCCCGCCUUUAAUCACGCCCUAGCUGCCUGAAAAUCACACUCGUACACACACACAACCCAGCGGAACAAUGAAUAACGAAUACGACUACUUGUUCAAGUUGUUGUUGAUUGGAGACUCCGGUGUCGGAAAGUCCUGCUUGUUGUUGCGUUUUGCCGACAACACAUACACGCAGGACUACAUCUCGACGAUCGGUGUAGACUUCAAAAUCAGGACGAUCGAGCUCGACGGCAAAACCAUCAAGUUGCAGAUUUGGGACACCGCCGGCCAGGAGAGGUUCCGUACCAUCACGUCCUCGUACUACCGCGGUGCGCACGGCAUCAUCAUUGUGUACGAUGUCACGGACCAGGAGUCGUUCAACAACGUCAAGCAAUGGUUGCAAGAAAUCGACCGCUAUGCCACCGGCGGCGUGAUGAAGUUGCUUGUAGGAAACAAGGCCGACUUGUCCGAUAAGAAGGUGGUGGAGUACACCGCUGCCAAGGAGUUUUCCGAGGCCUUGGACAUCCCCUUUUUGGAAACAUCGGCGCUCUCGUCAUCCAACGUCGAGCAGGCUUUCUUCACCAUGGCCAGACAAAUCAAGGCGCAGAUGACCAACAAUGCGGGCGCCGCAUCGUCGGCCGGAAACACUAAGUCCAACAUCAACUUGAAGGGCCAGUCUUUGACCAACAACCUGAACAGCUCCUGUUGUUAAGCAUACAGACGUUUCUGCCGAAGACCUCCGAUCGAUGCAGCAGGGCUCCUUCCUACUGAUUUCAAGGCCACUCUAAGUCUGUGGGACUGACGCCUGUUGGAAUGGCAUGUCAUGGUUAGUUGGCUAGAGGACUCCAAGUGUUUGCGGGCCAUGUAAGUCAACGCCACGGU